Cyanidioschyzon merolae strain 10D is the source of this 612-nucleotide messenger RNA. RefSeq lists its product as hypothetical. The record is from RefSeq and is a predicted model, not a curated record. The transcript has a single exon. The coding region runs from base 1 to 612 and encodes 203 amino acids. NCBI's taxonomy places the organism in Eukaryota, Rhodophyta, Bangiophyceae, Cyanidiales, Cyanidiaceae.
AUGUUUGUGUCCCAUGUAUGGGGAAUAACAAUAGGCGACAAGCAAGGAAACAAAGUGGGAUUUAUCUGCCCGAAACCGAUGAUAAACAGGAGAACCCGACGGACAGAGAAAGACCGUUUCUUCCAGCGCAACGGCUUCAACGGUGUGCCUCUGGGCUCGGCACCGUGCUCUAAACGAAAGCAAAGGAGGAAUAAAUUCCGUUCCGCACCAUUUUAUCUGCAGAAUGUUGUGAUGAUUGUACGCUUUCGGCCAGAAUCUUUUGUUGAAUCUGCACGGCGUGCGCGAGACUCGGAGGAGAUAGAGUUCGUGCGGAAGCACGGCGUAUCCCUUGUCAAGCGAGCUACUGGGUACUUAGCGAGAGGCGUGCGAGAUAAGGCCAGCCAUGAUAUGGCCUGUGUUGUUUUUCUUUUCGGCACGGGGUCCAUUGUAUUUCUUCUCCAACUCAUCAACUCGAUACCAUGUGCCUCUACAGCGUUUGAGCUCUUUGGCGUCAUAUCCGCAUCGCUCAUUGCUUGGAAGUCUCUAAUGCGACUGAGCAGCGUAAAUGGUAAGAAUUCGAGCAAGGGGACCCAGCCUUGGGCCGAAUUUUUCAGAAUCCGCAACCGGCCAUAG